AUGUACAACAACGUAAACAACUGUAAACCGGAUAAGAAACGAGAGAUUACUUUAUUAUUAUUGGGAGAGUCAGGUGUGGGAAAAUCCACAUUCAUUAACGCAAUUGUAAACUAUAUGUCUUUCGAGAGAAUGGAUGUGGCAAAUGGUCUAAUAUGUUUGAUUCCCGUCAACUUUACCAUCACAAAUCCAGAGACACUGUUACCGGAGAGGGUAACACUUGGUCACAAUGAUAUGAAUGAAAACACUGAUGAUCCGACACAAUCUGCCACACAAUAUCCCAAGUGUUAUACAUUUCAAAACAAUGACAUUGUGCUCAAUAUAAUCGAUACGCCGGGAAUUGCGGACACGGAUGGUCCAAACGAUGCGAGAGUUGAUGUCGUCUUUAAGUAUUGUAUAUUUCAAUUGUUCACUCAUUUGAAUAAAAGCGCCGCAAAUAAUAUACUAUUUCUGUUCACAAACUCCCGGAGCACUCAUUACAUGCCCGGAGAAUCGGGUCCCGCAUUAAUGAAAAUUUUGAAGCAAAUCAGAGAAAGUCCACCAAAUGUUGACAUCCCUUAUAACAGAUCGACUACUUAUUGUUUCGAUUCCGAGUCCUUUCGAUAUCUCGUGGCAUCGGUUCCGCCAAAUAAUAUACGAUUUGAACCAAGAUUAAAGCACAUGUAUGAAGAUAGUUGGGAAAGAGCCAACCAAUUCGGCUCAAGUUCUCGAUCUGUGGAGGAAUGUCGGCGUCUAUUCAAUCACAUAAUACAACUGCCGGCACACAAAGUGAUGGACACCUUAUCGCUGAAUAACGCCAAACAAAUCAUACAAUUAUUAACCAAACCGUUGGCCGACAUCACGAAGAAUAUCGCGGAUAACGUAAUGCAAUGCGAAUUACAUAGGAAUGAGAUUAAAGCAUACAAGGGAUCCAUUGAAGAGCUGCACAAAAAACUAUACAUACCGUCGGUUGAGAUAAUAUCCGUACCGUUAGACCGGCCAAAGACUAUAUGCGGUGUCGCCGAGUGCUGUGAAUUUACAACAAUCGAUGGCGUCAUCGAUAUUAAUUACCUAACCGAAUGCCAUUCACCAUGCUACCUUGAUUUUGACGAUGGUAAUAUUGUGGGCAAUAAGGGCCUGCUUCGGUGCAAAGCGUUUAAUAUACACAGUACCACCGAUCGUGACCCUGGUAGGUCGAGAAAAUCAUGGUUUAAACGUACCAUCUCAGCGCCCGGCGGCCGAUUGCAGGAGAAAAGGGCCCAAUCGGUCGAAUGCUAUCAUUGCGGCCAU
This is a messenger RNA of Medioppia subpectinata, 1266 nucleotides long. The record is from the annotation of a GenBank genome assembly. NCBI's taxonomy places the organism in Eukaryota, Metazoa, Arthropoda, Arachnida, Sarcoptiformes, Oppiidae.